UGCUAGGUACCCAAUUAACAGCAGUCCACUACCCCAAUCAAAGCAAUCAUGUCCUCCACUCUCUUCAAGCCCUUGAAGCUAGGCAAUCUUCAGUUGCAGAACCGCCUCGUUCUGGCACCCCUUACUCGAUUCCGCGCAGACGACAACCACGUCCCUCUCUCCUUCGUCCCAGAAUAUUACGCCCAACGAGCUUCAUCGCCAGGUACACUUCUUAUCACCGAAGCCACCUUCAUCGCUCCCCAAGCAAGCGGAUACGGCAACGCGCCAGGAAUAUGGUCUCAAGCACAAAUCGAAGGAUGGAAGAAAGUCACAGCCGCCGUACACGAAAAGCACUCCUUUAUCUUCCUCCAGCUUUGGGCGCUGGGCCGAGCAUCGAAUCCCAAGCAACUCAAGAAAGAGUUUGGAGAUAAAUAUGAAGUCAAGAGCGCAUCCGAUAUCCCAUUCGAAGGCGGAGCCAAACCUACACCGUUAACCGAGACGGAGAUCAAGGAAUACGUUGGUCUGUACGCACAAGCAGCCAAGAACGCUAUUGCUGCUGGUUUCGAUGGUGUGGAGGUCCAUGGCGCGAACGGAUACCUGAUUGAUCAAUUCCUGCAAGAUGUGUCGAACCAGAGAACCGAUUCGUACGGAGGGAGCAUCGAGAAUAGAGCCCGGUUCGGAUUGGAGGUUACAAAGGCGGUCGUUGAGGCUGUGGGUGCAGAGAAGACUGGUAUCAGGAUGAGUCCUUAUUCGUCCUUCCAAGGAAUGGGGAUGAAGGACCCCGUACCUCAAUUCUCGUACUAUGCUUCUGAAUUGAAGAAGUUGAAGUUGGCAUAUAUCCACGUUGUGGAAUCGAGGAUUGAAGGCAAUGCGGAGGUUGAGUCUACGGAGAAGGUUGAUUUCCUGAUCGAUGUUUGGGAUAAUCAGAGUCCGGUCUUGAUCGCUGGUGGCUUCACAGCAGCUUCUGCGAAGACGGCAGCAGAUGAGGAAUACAAGGGGAAAGAUAUUGCGAUUGUGUUUGGACGACACUUCAUUGCGAAUCCGGAUCUGGUUUACAGGAUAAAGAACAACAUCGAGUUCACGCCUUAUGAUAGAAAUUUGUUUUACAACAAGGGAGAGAAGCAUGGGUAUAUUGAUUGGCCAUUUAGCAAGGAGUUCACGGCUCAGUUGUAGAUGUGAAAGAUUAUGUAUAGAGGAUAGAUAGAUUUUCAUAGACAGUUGUAGCUAGAAA
Messenger RNA from Mollisia scopiformis, 1210 nucleotides. RefSeq names its product FMN-linked oxidoreductase. The record is from RefSeq and is a predicted model, not a curated record. Gene Ontology annotation, molecular function: FMN binding; NADPH dehydrogenase activity. The transcript has a single exon. NCBI's taxonomy places the organism in Eukaryota, Fungi, Ascomycota, Leotiomycetes, Helotiales, Mollisiaceae. The coding region runs from base 49 to 1152 and encodes 367 amino acids.